AUGGAGGCAUCGCGGGGACCGCCCAAGGUCAAGAACAAGGCCGCCGCGCCAGUUCAAAUCUCCGCGGAGCAACUGCUUCGCGAAGCGGUUGACCGUCAAGAAGUUGCGCUGCAAGCGCCGACUCAACGCUUUGCCGAUUUGGAGGAGCUCCAUGAGUUCCAAGGCAGAAAACGAAGAGAGUUUGAGGAUUACGUCCGGCGCAACAGAGUGAACCUUAACAACUGGAUGCGAUAUGCGCAAUGGGAGCUGGAACAAAAGGAGUUCGCGCGCGCUCGAUCAGUCUUUGAGCGCGCGCUCGAUGUGCAUCCCAACGAAAUCCGCCUUUGGAUCAGGUACAUUGAGUCAGAGAUGAAGUGCAGAAACAUCAACCAUGCGCGAAACCUCCUCGACAGAGCCGUCACGCGGCUACCCCGUGUUGAUAAGCUCUGGUACAAAUACGUGUACAUGGAGGAGAUGCUUGGCAACGUUCCAGGGACUCGCCAGGUUUUCGACCGUUGGAUGCAGUGGCAGCCCGAUGAAGCCGCAUGGAGUGCCUACAUUAAACUGGAAAAGCGGUAUGGUGAGUACGACCGAGCCAGGGACAUCUUCAGGGCCUUCACCCUUGUCCAUCCGGAACCCAGAAACUGGAUCAAAUGGGCACGCUUCGAGGAGGAGUUUGGUACUAGCGACAUGGUUCGUGACGUAUUUGGAACUGCCAUUGAAGAGCUGGGCGACGAAUUCGUGGAUGAGAAACUCUUCAUUGCCUAUGCAAGAUACGAAGCGAAGUUGAAGGAGUACGAGAGAGCCAGGGCAAUCUACAAGUACGCCCUGGACCGUUUACCUCGAUCCCGAUCCAUGGCUCUCCACAAGGCCUACACGACCUUUGAGAAGCAGUUUGGAGACAAGGACGGCGUUGAAGAUGUUGUGCUUUCGAAGCGACGCGUGUUUUACGAAGCCCAGGUCAAGGAGAACCCGAAGAACUACGAUACUUGGUUCGACUACACACGUCUCGAGGAAACUGCUGGUGACAUCGACAGAGUCCGAGAUGUAUACGAGAGGGCGGUUGCCCAGGUACCGCCAGCGCAGGAGAAGAGGUUCUGGAGGCGCUAUAUUUACCUCUGGAUCAACUACGCCAUUUUCGAGGAGCUACAGGCAAAGGAUGUCGAGCGCGCGCGGCAAAUCUACAGGGUGUGCUUGGAUCUGAUACCGCACAAGAAGUUCACGUUCGCCAAGAUCUGGCUGCUGAAGGCGCACUUCGAGAUCCGGCAAGGCGAGCUCACCGCGGCUCGCAAGACUUUGGGUCAAGCUAUCGGCAUGUGCCCCAAAGACAAGCUGUUCAGGGGUUACAUCGAGUUGGAGCUGAAGCUCUUUGAGUUCCUGCGGUGCCGGACACUGUACGAGAAGCACAUUGAGUGGAACCCGUCCAACUGUCAGACCUGGAUCAAGUUCGCCGAGCUCGAGCGCGGUCUCGAUGACCUGGAGCGUACCAGAGCCAUCUUCGAGCUGGCUGUGAGCCAACCGAUUCUGGAUAUGCCCGAACUAUUGUGGAAGGCGUAUAUCGAUUUCGAGGAAGAGGAGGGAGAGUACGAAAGGACAAGAGAGCUCUACGAGCGCCUCCUCGAGAAGACGGACCACGUCAAGGUGUGGAUCAGCUUCGCGCACUUCGAGCUCAACAUACCCGAGGACGAGGAGGAGGCGGAGGAAGAGGCGCCGAUCAGCAACGAGGCCAAGGCGCGGGCGCGCAAGGUGUUCGAGCGCGCACACAAGAGCAUGCGCGACAAGGAUCUCAAGGAGGAGGCUGUCACGCUGCUCAACGCCUGGUUGUCGUUCGAGAGAACCCACGGCGCCGACGACGACGUGGAGAAGGUGCAAAAGUUGAUGCCGCGCAAGACGAAGCGCAGAAGGCGCCUCGACGACGACAGCUUCGAGGAGUACAUCGACUACGUCUUCCCGGCCGACGACAAACAGACCCAGAACCUGUCCAAUCUGUUGGCGAUGGCACAGGCGUGGAAGCAGCAGGGUGGAGACGCCGCGGCAUAA
Colletotrichum spaethianum is the source of this 2019-nucleotide messenger RNA. Its product is annotated as pre-mRNA-splicing factor clf1. Lineage: Eukaryota; Fungi; Ascomycota; Sordariomycetes; Glomerellales; Glomerellaceae. The coding region runs from base 1 to 2019 and encodes 672 amino acids. The record is from RefSeq and is a predicted model, not a curated record. The transcript is spliced from 2 exons. Gene Ontology annotation, cellular component: precatalytic spliceosome; U2-type catalytic step 2 spliceosome; post-mRNA release spliceosomal complex. Gene Ontology annotation, molecular function: protein binding. Gene Ontology annotation, biological process: spliceosomal complex assembly; mRNA splicing, via spliceosome.